AUGGCGUUCAUCUGUGCCGCCGUCUACGCCCUCGUCACCGACCCCCAGCCCUAUGCCCCAGUCUCCAAGGGCUUCGCCCUCCCCCUCGGCCCCAACGUCACCGCCGUCACCCCGGGCUUCGCCGGCCCCCUGGACUGCGCGCCCGACAAGUUCGGCAACCCGACGUGCGACAACUUCGCCUACCCUGCCGGCGACCAUGCCAUCUGGCCGGGCGCGAUGACUAACGUCGACGCCUACGCGCCAUUCCCCAACGCCAUCCUGCUGAACUGGGCGACCAUCAUCACCCUGGGCCUGGGCAACCUCUGCGCGCUGGACUUCCAGCAGCGGUGCAUGGCGGCAAAGAGCCCCCGCGUGGCGCGCGCCGCAAACAUUACGGCCGGCUUCCUCCUCCUGGGCCUCUGCGUGCCCUUCGUCCUUAUCGCCGGCCAUGUCCGCAAGAACUUCGGCCCCGACAGCCCUUUCGCCUCCUUCGCCGCCGACACCUGCAGCGCGCCGCUGGGGCUGCCGUCGUGCGCGGAGUGGGAGAGCGGCGACAAGAACGCCUUCUUCAAGUUCCUGUUCUCGAAAUUCCAGCGGGUCCUCGGCGCAUGGGUGAUGGUGGCCAUCAUGGCUGCAAGCAUGAGCACGUCUACCGGCGCCAUCCUCGCAACCUCCACGGUCAUGGCCCACAACCUGUGGCGCAAGGUGCCCAAGUACGGCACCGGCGAUGACUCUCUGCUGCUGGUGGCGCGCGCCUUCGUCGUCCCCAUGUGCGCCAUCGCCUGCGUCGUCGCCGCAUUCUCGUACAACCCUGGCUACCUGCUGGUGGUGGCCUUUGACGUGGUGUUCGCCUCCUGCCUGGUGCCGCUGUUCGCCGCCACCUACUGGCACAACAUCAGCCCCAACGCCGGGUUCCUCUCAUGCCUGUCCGGCGGCCUCACGCGCGUCAUCCUCGAGUUCACGCUCCCCAAGGACGGCACCCUGAUCGCGUUUGGCACGUAUGCGCUGCACUACGGCAAGGCGCUGGCCGGCCUGCCGGCGUUCCUGGAGGUCCAGCCGCCUACGGCCGCGCCCACCGCAGGGCUGUGGGAGCCAGAGAAGGAUACUUGCGUGCAGACGCCCAUGCGUGACCUGACCGGACUGGAUUCGCUGGUGUCUCCCUGCGUGUGCCUGGUGGUGCUGCUGCUGGUGCAGCUGAUCGAGCGCGGCUUCAGCGGCAUGGGCGACCGCGACAUCCUCUUCUUCCUGCCAAAGAGGUGGCGCUCGCCCAUCGGCGUGAUGUACCCCCGGGAGGAGGACUACACGGUGUACGAUGACAACGCCGCGGCCGCCGCCCUCGCCGCUGCGCAGCCCGUCGGCGGCGGGUUUGGCGCCGCCUGGAAGGACCCAAACGCGCCGAUAGGCGGCGUUGUGGCCGGCCCGGGGGUUGGGGAUGACACUGCGCACGGCGGGAAGGUUUGA
Monoraphidium neglectum is the source of this 1440-nucleotide messenger RNA. RefSeq lists its product as hypothetical. The transcript has 8 exons. Gene Ontology annotation, cellular component: membrane. Gene Ontology annotation, biological process: transmembrane transport. The record is from RefSeq and is a predicted model, not a curated record. Gene Ontology annotation, molecular function: transmembrane transporter activity. The coding region runs from base 1 to 1440 and encodes 479 amino acids. NCBI's taxonomy places the organism in Eukaryota, Viridiplantae, Chlorophyta, Chlorophyceae, Sphaeropleales, Selenastraceae.